Mytilinidion resinicola is the source of this 2039-nucleotide messenger RNA. RefSeq lists its product as uncharacterized. The transcript has a single exon. The record is from RefSeq and is a predicted model, not a curated record. Lineage: Eukaryota; Fungi; Ascomycota; Dothideomycetes; Mytilinidiales; Mytilinidiaceae. The annotation marks the transcript as partial.
UCAGACGAUGGGAACUCAUUCAUUGUGCUAGAUGAAGACGAAUUUGCGAGGACUCUGAUACCUGAACUGUUCAAGCAUAACAACUAUGCCUCAUUCGUGCGGCAGUUGAAUAUGUACGGGUUCCACAAGAAGGUCGGACUAUCGGACAAUUCCAUGAAGGCCAGCGAAACGAAAGCCAAGGCACCCAGUGAAUACUUCAACAAAUACUUCAAGCGGGGACGACCGGAACUACUCUGGCUCAUUCAAAAACCAAAGAAUCAGCCCGCAAACCCGAAGCGGAAACGAGACGAAGAUAGCGCCAAGCAGGGCGAUAGUGAUGACGAUGGCAGGAGAUUUGGGACAGAAUCGAUUGGCGUGACGAAACCUUACGCAGUGGAUGACGGCGGAGGUGGUACCAAUCCAGAGAUGGCUAUGAUACCCCGGACCGAGUACAACAGCCUCAAGCGGGAGGUUAUGCAGCUCCAGCAGCAACAGAAGGUUAUUUCAAACGUGCUGAAUAGGAUACGCCAGCAGAAUGACCAACUGUACCAGCAAGCUACCGCAUUUCAGACCCUCCAUGACCGACACGAAAAUAGCAUCAACGCCAUUUUGACCUUUCUUGCAACCUUCUACAGCCGUAGUGUGGAAGGAAACAACGCUCCGAACAUUGCGGAGAUGUUUGCAAACGCGAUUCCCCAGAACAACCAGACCCAUGGCAACGUCGUCGAUGUUGGCGAUUACCCGGAACCCAUGACGAACAGAUCACCUCAAUUGCAUCGGAUGGGAAAGCGACCGCUGGCUUUGCUUCCUGCUCCGACGCUUCAAGAGUCGGAAUCGCCAGCAAGCCGGGCUGCCACCGUCAGCACUUCGGCAAGAUCAACCGCGAGUCCAGCUGCUGCCAGACCGCAAGGAAGACAGUCGGUGUUCAAACCUCCUCUUUUGUCUACUGGGAACGCCCAAAAGGUACCGGGAAACACAGGAGACAUGGGUGCUGCGUCCGGCCCAAUACCUAUGAAGACUGAUACUGCAUCACCUACGGUCAACCAGAUUCCGGAGAACAGUGAGAUUAUGUCAGCAAUUCGCAACGCCAAUGCGAACAGCACGCAAAACAACGCUAAGGGGCAGUAUGACUUUGGCGCAGCUCUCAACCACUUCCAGAAUGCGAAUGGAGCGCUGCCUAUGACCAAUCAAGAACGAAACAACAUGCUGUCGCUCAUGGCUUCCAACGCAAGUGCAGCUUCUCCGAAUAGCGGCAUCGCUGAUGGGAACAACGCAAUGGUCAGUCCAGAGGCACCCACGAUGCCAUCAUUGGAGCAGAUGACGGCGACGCAAGAUCAACUAGACUUCCUCCAGAAGAUGUCAGAACAACAAAAUUCCAGGCUCCAGAACGUCCAGGAGCGUCUACAGCCUCUCAGUCCAUCGGGUAGCAUCCCUGGGCUCCAUCAAGAUGAUUUCGGAUCGUACUUUAACCCAGGCCUUAAUAACCUUGGGAACCCAAGCGAUCUGAAUCUAGACGAAUCGUACAUGGACUCUUUCAUUCACUCGGAAGACUUCAUUCCCAACCAGCAUAACAGCAGCAACGGUCUACCCGACUUCAAGUUUGAUCUGCCCGACCCGGACAGCAUGGCCAACGAUGAUUUCUUCCAGACCGCGGAUAUGGGCAACGAGUUUGACAGCGGAGCUGUACAGCACAGCGGCGCUGCAGUCAACAACAGUGGCAGGAUCGAGAGCGUGAGCAGCACGGCGACUAGCCCGGCGAACACGGUCGAGGAGAAUGGAGGAGAUGAUGCUGCGAGGAGCCCGAAGCGGAGGCGGCGGGUAAAUUAGCAAGGCGAAUGGUAACAGGGUAUAUGGAGGCUGCGUUGAGCGUUCACGCAGGGUGGGAGUCCCAUGAUGGACAUCGUCAUCUUUACACGACCGAAACGAACUUUUAUGACAAAACUGGGCGGACACACGGGCAUGGUUGGAUGCCGCGUUUGAAGGCUCGCUCCUAGCCAUGGCGUUGUAGCUGCUGUAUCUAGUAGAUACCCUUUAGUCGCAAAAUAAUAGGUAUUUGAUCC